Cotesia congregata is the source of this 1488-nucleotide messenger RNA. The record is from the annotation of a GenBank genome assembly. Lineage: Eukaryota; Metazoa; Arthropoda; Insecta; Hymenoptera; Braconidae.
AUGCAAGAAGGUAGUACUGCGGUGGCGCUAGCAAUGGUGACUCCUGGGUACGAUCAGGACCCUGCAAGUGGGGUUGCCGAUUAUACAACGCACCAGGAUCAAGCUCAAUUCGAAGCUGAUAAAAGAGCUGUAUAUAAACAUCCUCUGUUCCCGCUAUUGGCGUUACUAUUCGAGAGAUGCGAACAAGCAACACAGAGUUCAGACAAUUCAACAUCCGAAAGCUUCAACAUGGACAUACAGGCUUUUGUCCAGCACCAAGAAAGAGACCGAAAGCCUUUUUUAAUCAAUGACCCAGAGAUUGACGGUUUAAUGAUAAAAGCCAUUCAGGUGCUACGGAUUCAUCUGUUAGAGUUAGAAAAGGUUCAAGAAUUGUGCAAGGACUUCUGCAACAGGUACAUUUGUUGUCUCAAAGGGAAGAUGCAAAGCGAAAAUUUAUUACGAAGCGACUACAGUCAUCACGGGCACGAUAUCGGUCCAUCAAGUGGCAGCAACGGGAGCAGUCCACUGCAGGUGCUGUCAUCUACAGGCAAUGAUGUUGAGCCGGGAACUAACGGACUCGGAGUGAGUAGAGGAGACACGCCGUCCGAGAACGGCAGCACGAGCCAGGAAAUCGUCCAGGUCGAAGGCAUCGUCGAGAGGCCUUCAUCCGCCCGAUCUUCAUCUGUUGCUCAACGCUCCAUCAGAUCCGACAGUCAGGAUCAGGAUGAUCCACUGUCACCUUCUACCGUUCAUGGUAGUACACCUCUCUCUCAAAUUGGAGCCCAUCCUUGUGCUUCUGUCAACGAUAUUUAUCUUGGUCAAGAUCCUUUAACCGAUCCUCUGACAGACCCGCUUGCCCAUCCUUUAAUUGAUAAAGAUGUGUAUCUCAGUGAUCGAAUUUACGUUGAAGAAGUCGGAUACUGGGGGCUUGUACCUAUGCAAGAACGUGAAAAUGAGUAUGGAGAAAUAAAACACUCCAAUCAUGGAAAAUAUUCCGAUAUUACCGUUCCAGGAUCUCCUUCUUCUAUACCCAGUGAAGAUGAAGAUGAAGGAUGUGGAUCUACACCCUCAAACCAUACCAGUGGUAGUGGAAGCAAUCGAAAGGGUAGACAAAAGCGCGGUGUACUUCCUAAACAAGCUACUAGCAUCAUGCGUGCUUGGUUAUUCCAACAUUUAGUUCAUCCGUAUCCUACGGAAGAUGAAAAACGUCAAAUAGCAAGUCAAACGAAUUUGACGUUACUUCAAGUAAAUAAUUGGUUUAUUAAUGCGCGGCGACGAAUUUUACAACCAAUGUUGGAUGGAGCAGGUGCUGAAGCUCUUCCACGUUCAGGUAAACGACACAAAGUUAUGAAGCAUGUUGUACAACAGCAGCAUCAACUGCACCAACAACAGCAGCCAAGCGGUUGGCAGUCAGGAGAUUCGGAAAGCGACUCAGGUUCUAGUGAUGGUGAUGGAGGAGCCGAGAGAUUUAAAGACGGCAAUGAUAGUGAUGAGGAUCAUCUUCACUGA